GCGGUAGAGACGUCACCAGCGCCCUUCAGCAGAGGAAACAUGGCGUCUGCUACGCGCUUCAUCCAACUGCUGCGGAACUGGGCGUCCGGGCAUAAUUUGCAGGCGAAGCUGCAACUGCGGUACCAGGAGAUCGCCAAGCGGACUCAGCCUCCUCCCAAGCUCCCUGUGGGCCCCAGCCACAAGCUCUUUAACAAUCACUACUGUAUGCGAGAUGGCCGCCGGGAAUCUGUGCCACCCUUGGUCGUCAUGUCCUCACAGAAGGCACUGGUGUCAGGCAAGCCAGCAGAGAGCGCCUCUGUGGCAGCCACAGGGAAGGUGCCCGUGACUCCAGCUCCUCCUAUGAAGAGAUGGGAGCUGUCCAAGGACCAGCCUUACCUGUGACAUCGCCCGGGGACAGCCGGCUGCGCCUGCAGGGCCACUUGUGCUUUCCCUCCUUGGAUUCCCUCUGGGGAGAAAAUGACCUAAUUUAUGACAAAUAUAUGGAGCUUCAGUGUAUCACUUCUGUCUAUACUUUGAAGCAACAUACGGCUUGCCUAGGUUUCCAG
Talpa occidentalis (Iberian mole) is the source of this 545-nucleotide messenger RNA. It is a transcript of the gene NDUFA7, whose product is annotated as NADH:ubiquinone oxidoreductase subunit A7. Gene Ontology annotation, cellular component: mitochondrial inner membrane. The coding region runs from base 40 to 381 and encodes 113 amino acids. Lineage: Eukaryota; Metazoa; Chordata; Mammalia; Eulipotyphla; Talpidae. Gene Ontology annotation, biological process: ATP synthesis coupled electron transport; mitochondrial electron transport, NADH to ubiquinone. The transcript is spliced from 4 exons. The record is from RefSeq and is a predicted model, not a curated record.